UUUGUGGAUAUAUUAUUAACGUUUUUAAAAAGAUAAAUGUGACGCAGUAUUACUUAUGCUAAUUUCCUCUCGACAUUUCUAGCUGAUAUGAUUCUAUAGAGGUUCUGCUCUAUUAUUUUCAUUGGAAUUAAUUUGGACGAGUUGCGUUUGCUGUGAUUUGUGUUGUGUUCAUAGAAAUGGACGAGCAGACGGGCUCUCCUGCAGCCAACACUGACACCAGCACCCAGAGGAACGGAGAUGAGAAACCGCGGCGAGGCAGUUGGACCAAAGGAAGGAAAAGAAAGAAGCCGAUGAAGGACAGCAACGCUCCCAAAGCCCCUUUGACAGGCUACGUCCGCUUCAUGAACGACAGGCGGGAGCAGCUACGGGCCGAGCGUCCAGACGUCCCAUUUCCAGAAAUUACCAGGAUGCUGGGCAACGAGUGGAGCAAGCUCCCCCCGGAGGAAAAGCAGAGAUACCUGGACGAGGCCGAGCGAGAUAAGGAGCGCUACAUGCGUGAGCUGGAGAAGUACCAGAAGACGGAGGCCUACAAACACUUCACCAGGAAAGUCCAAGAGAAGCAGAAAGGCAAGAGACACAGAGGAGAUGCUGGACACCAAACAGCCAGUGAGUCUCUUCAUGAGAAAGAUGUGGAGGGGAAGGACAGGACCGUGUUUGACAUUCCCAUCUUCACCGAGGAGUUCCUCAACCACAGCAAAGCAAGAGAAGCUGAGAUGAGACAGCUGCGCAAGACUAAUAUGGAGUACGAGGAGCGCAACGCGGCUCUGCAGAAGCACGUGGAGAGCAUGCGGGGGGCAGUGGAGCGGCUAGAGGGCGACGUGAUGCAAGAGCGGGGCCGCAACGGGCUCCUUCGCCAGCACCUGGAGACCCUCCGCCAGGCGCUCACCUCCAGCUUCUCCUCUGUGCCUCUGCCAGGCAGUGGAGAGACGCCGACUCUUGAAACGGUUGACUCCUACAUGAAGAAGCUCCACACCAUCAUAGUCAGUAACCCUCAGGAGCACGAGAAUCUCAUCAACACUGUGAGAGAUGUGGUCAACCGUCUGGACAGAUAAUUCAACCAAAGCUCUGCUGAGGCUCAUUCCAGAUCAACUAUUCCCACGGAGCUGUUGGAUCUUCUAGACUUCACAUCCCAGUUUUCCUGAGAACCUGUUACUCUGCUUUCAUGAUCUUAGCUGAACGCGGCUUCUCAUAUUUAUUUAUUCUUUUGUUUUUUAGACAUUUUAAACAUUUCAGAGAUUUCUGCUCAUUCGUCUCGUUUCAUAUUAGUCACCUUCAUGUGAACCAUAUUCCACAUCACUUCCUGUCAGUUAUCUAGUUAGUGGGUUUGUACUUUAUUAUAUCAAAGAAAAUAUUGUUACUCGUCUCCUGUAUCUUUGCUAUGUAAAAAAACAAUGUGCCAUUUUUUUAUUUGUGUGAUCAAUUUUUGUCUUUUCAAUAAAUGUUUUAAUGAUAUGGAUUUUAAGUUUGUUAGGACAUUUGGGUACAUGUUUGCACUGAAAUGAAAAUAAAACUAUAAACAAGAAAAUAA
This is a messenger RNA of Oryzias melastigma (Indian medaka), 1528 nucleotides long. RefSeq names its product high mobility group 20A (gene hmg20a). Gene Ontology annotation, biological process: regulation of gene expression. Gene Ontology annotation, cellular component: nucleus. NCBI's taxonomy places the organism in Eukaryota, Metazoa, Chordata, Actinopteri, Beloniformes, Adrianichthyidae. The record is from RefSeq and is a predicted model, not a curated record. The transcript is spliced from 9 exons. The coding region runs from base 177 to 1052 and encodes 291 amino acids.